Cryptomeria japonica (Japanese cedar) is the source of this 1252-nucleotide messenger RNA. Its product is annotated as oleosin G. Lineage: Eukaryota; Viridiplantae; Streptophyta; Pinopsida; Cupressales; Cupressaceae. The record is from RefSeq and is a predicted model, not a curated record. Bases 619 to 1059 code for a protein of 146 amino acids. Gene Ontology annotation, cellular component: membrane; monolayer-surrounded lipid storage body. Gene Ontology annotation, biological process: lipid storage. The transcript has a single exon.
GAGUUCCAUUACUAGGCCAUCACCUACUCAUUCAUCGUAUAGGCUUUUAUUGCAGCCCAUGUUAAAUAUAUCGCAUUCAUCCUCUAGGCUUUUAAAUGUGAUAAAUCUCCAUGGCAGGCGACACCUGAUUGCUGACUCUUUAAAUGGUGUGAUGAUCCCGAAUUGUUUGAUAAUAACAAUCACAAGAAGAUAGAUCAUUUACUUUUCCACAUUGCUAACCAGAAUGAUCGCACAGUUCUUUAUGACCUUUUCGAUGCAUUAAACUACCAAGUGGUGAUCUCCAUAAAUCAAUACGUGUAAGAUAGUAACCCAAAUGCCCAGCCAAGCGGCUCAUAUUGUGUUCUGCUGCAUGGACUCCAUCCUUAUCAUCCUGCCACGCUUACCCAUUACACUUUUAUAGUCCCUCACAAAAACCGACAAUAUAUUGACAAUAACACGUAGUGAUUUGUCUGUCUGUGAGCUGAUUCAUUAGUCCAGCACUCGGAGAUAAUUUAUUUAGGUUCUUCAAUACACCGAUUGUUCUGAGUUCAGUUAGUUCAGGACAUAUAUAAAUAUUGGGUUUGUUUGGGCUAUAGGGGUAUUUGGGGUUUGAGUCUUUAGGAGCUUUGAGGGUUCAAAAUGGCUGAUCGGAAUCAGGGAGUAAUGGGCAGAAUCAAUGAGAAUGCACCCAACUCAACUCAGGUUUUGGGUUUUGUAACACUUUUUGUAUCUGGUGCAAUCUUGCUGUUCUUGACUGGGCUCACAGUGGCAGGAACUAUGGUGGGAAUGGUGCUUUUGACACCUCUUUUGAUUUUGUUCAGUCCCAUACUGAUACCUGUGGGAACGGUGCUCUUUGUGGCAGCUGCAUGUCUGUUUUCUGCAGGGGGAUUUGGUCUUGCAGUGUUUUCUGUUCUUUCAUGGAUGUAUAAUUAUCUGAGGGGAAGGCACCCUCCUGGUUCUGAUCAGAUAGAUUAUGCACGUAUGAGGAUUGCUGAUACUGCAAGCCAUGUGAAGGACUAUGCUAGGGAAUAUGGUGGUUAUUUGCAGGGCAAAGUACAGGAUGCUGCACCAGGAGCUUAAUAAGUGAGAUGUUUAUUGCAUUAUAAAAAUAAUCCUAGGAAAUGGUCUUUGAAGGCGAAUAUGAAGCUUAAUGUGUGUUAUGAUCCAACUGUCUCAUCUCUUAAUGGAGAUGAAGGGUGUUUUGUUGGUGUAUCUGUUUGGAUAUAUGUAUCUUCAUUUAUGAUGUUAUGUUAAUCUUAGUUAUCAUUAUUGU